AGCGUGGCCAUUUCACAAUCGAAUCGGCAUCUCACCCGCAAAAUGCCGAAGCAGAUUCAUGAGAUCAAGGACUUCCUUCUCACUGCGAGGAGAAAAGAUGCACGCUCCGUGAAGAUCAAGAGGAGCAAGGAUGUGGUUAAGUUCAAGGUCCGUUGCUCCAAGUACCUCUACACACUUUGCGUCUUUGAUGCAGAGAAGGCUGACAAAUUGAAGCAGUCUCUUCCUCCAGGUUUGAGUGUCCAAGACCUGUGAAAACUGGCUGAGGAAAGCAAAUGGGGCUAUUGAGUGUAGUAGCUUGGUAUUGUUUCCUCUCAAGCUGUGUUUCUUUUUAGUUUGAAAUGCAUCAUGGAUGUCUAAGUUUAGGAUGAUACUUUUUUAUUUGGGCUGCUUGUGUUUUAGACUCAGAAUUUUUGUUUUUGUGAUUCAAUGAAGAUUCUAUAUCAUGAUUGGGUUUUGCUUGAUUA
Vitis vinifera (wine grape) is the source of this 464-nucleotide messenger RNA. RefSeq names its product 60S ribosomal protein L38. Lineage: Eukaryota; Viridiplantae; Streptophyta; Magnoliopsida; Vitales; Vitaceae. Gene Ontology annotation, biological process: translation; protein-RNA complex assembly. Bases 43 to 252 code for a protein of 69 amino acids. The transcript has 3 exons. Gene Ontology annotation, cellular component: cytosolic large ribosomal subunit; ribosome. The record is from RefSeq and is marked validated. Gene Ontology annotation, molecular function: structural constituent of ribosome.